Ilex paraguariensis (yerba mate) is the source of this 453-nucleotide messenger RNA. The record is from the annotation of a GenBank genome assembly. NCBI's taxonomy places the organism in Eukaryota, Viridiplantae, Streptophyta, Magnoliopsida, Aquifoliales, Aquifoliaceae.
AUGCAAUCCCUUCAAUCCCCAUCACUUCGAGUCUCGCCAGUCAGCCCACUUCGCAAAGAGUCACCAAACAUAACCACUACCACCAGGAGAGUUUCAUUCAUCUCAGCCUCAACCCAACCCAUCACAACCUCACCUCCCAAACGCGAAAAAGACCCUAAAAGACGGGUGGUCAUCACUGGCAUGGGCGUAGUAUCGGUGUUUGGCAACGACGUUGACACUUACUACGAUAAACUACUAAGCGGCCAAAGUGGUAUUUCACCCAUUGAUCGAUUCGAUGCGUCCGAGUAUCCUACCAAAAUUGCUGGGCAGAUUCGUGGGUUCAGCUCAGAGGGAUACAUUGAUGGGAAAGACGAUAAGAGGCUUGAUGAUAGUAUCGGGUACUGCAUUGUUGCUGGCAAGAAAGCGGUCGAGGAAGCCGAUGUCGAGGCUGUGAAGCGUUCAAAGGUCACAUGA